AUGCCAACCAUCAAACUACCGGAUGAACUAUUGGAUUAUGUCUUUGCAAGAUUACCUGUGAAGUCUGCUGUAGUGCUAACAUGUGUUUGCAAAUCUUUCAAGACUUUAAUUACCAGUUCUAGAUUCAUACACCUUCAUCGUGAAAGGAAUAUGAAAACUGCUUCCAAUUAUCUACUUGUCCGCAGUGCCGCCAGUACGGAGAUUGGUUCCAUGUCACGCAUUUGUGCUAGAACAUUUGCCGGGGAGUCGGACAUACAGCUUCUUGAGGAUGCAGAGAGGGAGUUUCGUUUUGAAUUACCUGUUUACGGAUCAUACGAUGGGUUGCUUUGCUUAUCCAGCAUGAAUCUGUUUGUAGAUACCCCUAUAUACUUGUGGAAUCCAUCAAUGAGAAAAGUCAGAAGACUUCCCCACGGCCUCAUCCCAAGCACCUCUGGUACUGUGCAUAAUCGCCAUGGGUAUCGAGUUACUCUCGGAUUCGGGUUCCACUUUGAUAUCGAUGGCGGGAAUGACUACAAGGUUAUAAAGUUUUUACGCCAUGCAACUGACUCUGGCAAUGCUUUUAAACUCGAGGUAUACAGUCUUAAUUUGAAUUCUUGGAAAACAGUAAGCAGAGUUCCCCAUGUUCCAAAAAAUGCUACAUUUCGCCCCAAAUGUGCAUGCUUGAAUGGAGUUGUGUAUUGGCUUCUAAAUGACGUCAGAUUUACCAUUGUUUCUUUUGAUAUGCGGCAUGAGUCAUUUCAAAUCAGGAGGUUUAGUUGUGACUUUUACCCAGUUAUGUAUCCAAACUGUAUGCAAGCGUUGAACAAUUCGCUUUCUUUGUUUCGUGUUAGACAUGUGGGGGAGAUGCGCUACCGUGACGUAUACAUUCUGAACAUGAAACAGAGCAGAUUGGAUCUAUCCAGGACUCUUCGUAUGGAAUGGACAUCUAUAGCAUGGUCACUGGGGUUCAACACAGGUGGCAGAGGGCAAGGCAUUGAUGUGAUUAUCAGGACUGAUACUCAAGUGCAAGACUUGUUUCAUUAA
Molecule: messenger RNA, 1023 nt
Organism: Fragaria vesca subsp. vesca
Lineage: Eukaryota; Viridiplantae; Streptophyta; Magnoliopsida; Rosales; Rosaceae
Product: F-box/kelch-repeat protein At3g23880-like
Exons: 1
Coding region: 1-1023 (340 amino acids)
Molecular function (GO): protein binding
Source: RefSeq, a predicted model, not a curated record